Messenger RNA from Eleginops maclovinus (Patagonian blennie), 2532 nucleotides. It is a transcript of the gene ift38, whose product is annotated as clusterin associated protein 1. The transcript is spliced from 15 exons. The record is from RefSeq and is a predicted model, not a curated record. Gene Ontology annotation, biological process: cilium assembly. Gene Ontology annotation, cellular component: intraciliary transport particle B; centrosome; cilium. Lineage: Eukaryota; Metazoa; Chordata; Actinopteri; Perciformes; Eleginopidae. Bases 158 to 1264 code for a protein of 368 amino acids.
CUAUAAUAGCUAUUCUUUUUGUCCACGUUGAGCUUCCGUUGGUUGGUUUCCAUAGAGACCUUUUAUGGUGGAGGCGAACGAACUGCUAGCUCACAUAGCUACAGCGACAGAUGAGAAACCACAGCAUCAUCUGCUGUAAAAGAGCUGGCAGGUCAAAAUGUCCUUUAGAGACUUAAGAAAUUUCACAGAAAUGAUGAGGGCCCUGGGCUAUCCUCGGUUGAUAUCCAUGGAAAACUUCAGAACUCCAAAUUUCACAUUAGUGGCUGAAAUACUAAUAUGGCUUGUGAAGAGAUAUGAGCCUCAGAUGGAUAUUCCUGCUGAUGUAGAUACAGAGUCAGACAGAAUAUUCUUCAUCAAGGCUGUGGCCCAGUUUAUGGCAACUAAGGCUCACAUCAAGUUGAACACCAAACGCCUUUAUCAGGCCGAUGGCUACGCAGUGAAAGAGAUGCUGAAGAUCACUUCUGUGCUGUACAGCGCUAUGAAGACCAAACAGAUGGCCCUGGGAGAGCAAAAAGAGGAGGACAACAAGAAAUUCAAGUUCGACCUCGGCUCACGGAUUUCAGAUCUUAAAGUUGCUCGGCAGUUGGCAUCUGAAGUCACCUCUAAAGGAGCAUCGCUGUAUGAUCUACUGGGAAAAGAAGUGGACUUAAGGGAAAUGAGAACUGCGGCCAUCGCCAGACCUCUGGAAAUCAAUGAGACUGAAAAGGCCUUGAGAGCUGCCAUCAAGGAGGUUUUGGAAAGUGUGGAGAAGACCAAAGACAUGCUGAGUAAUGUUGUUUCUGAUGAAACCAGUCUGGACGCUAAGAUAGAAAAAAAGAAGCAGGAGCUGGAGAGGAAUCGUAAAAGACUCCAGACACUGCAGAGUGUCAGACCAGCUUUCAUGGAUGAAUAUGAAAAGAUCGAGGAAGAUCUGCAGAAGCAAUAUAAAACCUUUGUGGAAAAGUUCAGGAACCUCUGCUUUCUGGAAUCUCAGCUGGAUGAAUACCAUAGGCUGGAGCAGGAACGCUUUGAGGAGGCGGAAAACACAAUGAGGAUGAUGCAGAACGUAUUGAAGGAGGAGGAGAGGGAUCUGACAAAGAGCUCCUUAAAGGACGAUGAUUCUGACAUGGACGUGCCAGAAGACGAAGGUUCAGAUAGCGACGUGGAAGAGUGUCGACCUUCAAAGCCACGGCCCACACGGAACGGCAUCAUGACAGGAAGAGGAGCACGAUUCAUCGGUACCAUGCAGGGCGGUGAUAGUGAUGAGGAAAAAUCCAUUCUCUGAUGCCUUCAGGAUUGUUUACACCAUCAAAUCCGUCCCAUUGCUUAGUCCCUGUUGUAGUUGACUGAAGACAGCGAGAUUGAUGUGGACGAGGAGGAUGAGGAAGAUGAUGAAGGCGAGGAAGAGGAGAGCAAGGAUUUGGAGGACGACAGUCUUGAGGGCCCAGUGUCCAGGGGUGCUCGCCCUUCCAAGGGGGUCAUGAGACCACCUCUGCUGGAGGAGAGCGAUAAUGAUUUCUGAAUAAUUACAGAUGAGAUCCAGCUGUUUAUGCUUUCAGCUCAGAUAAACUAUCUAUUCGAUAAAGAUGUGCAUUAUUUAUUAUGUUCAAUCAUGUUGUUUUUGCAACAUAAGGAAUCACUAUAGGUCAAAUUUUUGUAAUAUUUGUGUAAACUUUAUACCUUAAUAAAAUAUAAAACAUGUAAUGUCAAUUCUCUUUCACAUGACUUUUAUGAUAACAGAAUACAUUUCUAUUCGUUUAAGAGUCAGUCAUAUAUUGGAGCUCAGUAUUUUGGUUUUAUGAAAUGUUGGUUAAUCAGUAACUACUGAAUUACUUUUAGUUGACAAUAUGUUUUAAAAUGAUGCUGAAGGCUUUAUAAAAGCACUUCAUUGUUAGAUUUUGAAUUUGAAUGGGAUACCAGACCUAAAUAACGGACCCUGUUAAUACAAUGAGUUAAAAUGUGUUCAGACAUAUGUUGUUUAAAUAUAUUUUUUGCUUUAGGUGUUUUUAAUGUGGCACCAAUAAUGCCUUGUUUUAUUUGAUUUAAGUUUAAUGUUCCUAAUUGGAAGAAAUUCACUUUUUUGACAUUUAGAUCCACAUUCUACACUCUAUACCUGCGUAGUAUUGUUCGAAAAGCUACUGUUGCAGUAAAAGUACAAUGUUUUACUCAUAAUAUAGUGCAGUUAACAUUUCUUUGUUCUCAAAACAUGUGGUUUCACCUCUUGGUUGAGAGUCAUCUGCAUCUUUGAUAUGUAACCAUAGGAGACCCUGCGUCAUCAGAGUGCGCACAGGUUUCAGAAAAGGAGGUGGCAGAUGCCUCUUCGAAACAACACUCAACUGUCGUCUACUUAGCAGCGGUUUUUCAUCUCGUACUGCUAAAGAGCAGCUGUUGGGAUGCCAAAGAAGUUCCAGGGCGAGAACUCCAAGGCGGCCACAGCUAAAGCCCGCAAGGCUGAGGCCAAGGCAGAGGCAGACGCCCGCAAGAAGCAGCAGGAAGAGGAUGCUCUGUGGCAGGAGACAGACAAACAUGUUCUGAAGAAAGGGCAGAGAAAGG